UUUUUUACUAUUCAAAUUUAUCGGUCGCGAAGCGAAUGUCAAAGUUAAGAACAGGUUUUUCGUGCCGUGCGAAUAGAAUCCAAAGGCGGAGCUGCGAACGACACGCGGAAAUGAGGGUACAGCCUCGAGUGUGAAUUGAGACCGAGCUUUAAACUCGACCUGUCCCCCGCGAUUAGAGAGCUGCGAUAUAACACGAGUAAUCCGACACGAGACAAACGGAAAUUUAACGAAUUUCGUCGAAAUGAGGGACCAUCCGUCGCGCCUUUUCUCCGAUACGAGACCGGACGCGUAGAAAUGCCAGAAUGAGAGGAGUGGCGUUUCUGGGGACGAUCAGAUCGGUUCGCGGAACUUUCCUGAGGACGCUCGUCUUCGUCUUCAUGGCAACGUUCCUGUGGCUUCAAAUCCAUGUGAUCAGCCUGACCGGUCGAGACUCCGCUGGACAAGCUUCCUCAAACGAGACGCUGUUCGCCCUUGUACCGCAAGAAUUACAUAGGUUUCUGAAAGAUCGUCGAAAUGGUUCUUCCUCGACGUUAAUGAACGCAAGCACGGAAAUGUUAACCGAGUUCGAAAUAGCGGAAAUCCGUCGUAACAUAGAAAAAGCGAACAACGAGCAAAGAGUGUACAACGAGGAGUCAUUCGGCCCGUUGGCUAGCGACGCUCCUAUAAUAGUGAUUCAGGUGCACACGAGACUCACCUACCUCAGACACCUGAUAGUGUCGUUGGCCCAGGCGAAAGGGAUCGAGCAAACCCUUCUGGUCUUCAGUCACGACGUCUGGCAUCCGGACAUCAACUAUCUCGUACAGAGUGUCGACUUUUGUCGCGUCAUGCAAAUAUUUUAUCCCCACAGCAUACAAACUCAUCCACGAACUUUCCCAGGCGAAGAUCCGAACGAUUGUCCUCGAAACAUACGGAAAGAACAAGCUCUCAAUCUUGGUUGCAUCAAUGCUAAGCAUCCGGAUCUGUAUGGACACUACAGAGAGGCAAAGUUUACGCAGACGAAACAUCAUUGGUGGUGGAAAGCAAAUCGUGUCUUCGAUCAAUUGUCCAUUACCAAGAAUCACACCGGUAUGGUCCUUUUCCUCGAGGAGGAUCAUUACGUUGCCGAAGAUUUCCUACACGUUCUAAGACUGAUGGAACGUACCUGUAAACACACCUGUAAAAGAUGCAACGUCCUAUCCUUGGGCACCUAUCUCAAAACUUAUAAUUAUUUUGCCGACUUCAGCCGAAAGUUCCUUGGCGUCAACAGCGCCCUUCAAAAGGAGCUUCUACGUGGAUUAAAGAGAUGGGAGACAUCGACGAGACAGCAUUCAGCAAAAGCCGAAGACAUCGUUGGGAGCGGAAAAAUUGGUGCAUUUCCGAACACCAGCAGCAGCAGCGGCAGCAGCAGCGGUGGUGGCAGCACCAGCAAUAGCACUCCUACGGGAAUGAACAACGGCAGAAACAACAGCGUUACUGGAAAUAGCAUCGACAGCAGCACUGGCGCCUUCGUGUCCGUCGCACGGAACGUACAGACAAUGCAAUCCGCCUCCGCAUGGGCUUUCCAGCUCCUACCCGAACUCUACAAUCAUUAUCAAAAGGCCGAAGUGAUCCCUUGGAUCUCGAGCAAACAUAACAUGGGUAUGGCGUUCAAUCGUGUCACGUGGAACAAAUUGAGAAAGUGUGCCGCUCAAUUUUGCUCGUACGAUGAUUACAAUUGGGAUUGGAGCCUUCAACAUAUCGCGCAAACCUGUCUGCCUCCUAGUAAAGGACCUGGAAUCGCGCCUCGUACGGAAUCCGGUUUGAUCACGAUGAUGAUGAGAGCGCCUAGAGUUUUUCACAUCGGAGAAUGCGGAGUCCAUCAUAAGAAGACCAAUUGUGAAUCGACCGCUGUGAUAGCAAAGGUUCAAAACAUUCUAAAAGCUGCCCAAGAACAUCUUUUUCCUACUCAAUUGACACUUACUGUAGCUGGUACUGCGAAAAAGACGAAACUUAGAAAAGGUAACGGUGGAUGGGGCGACACACGGGAUCAUCGGCUUUGUUGGAACAUCACUGUUUAUCCGGAUCUCGUUUUACCGUGAGAUCAAAUCUCUCGACCGAUUCAAUGUUUAACUUCCUUCAAUUCCUUCUUUCUCCUAUUAUCUCUCUUUUAUCUCCUCGCCUAUUUUCUCCUCCCACUUCUCCUGUUUCUUCCUUCUUCCGAUUGUUUCCAAAAUCUCGUGUGUCUCGCUCGCUCUCCCAUUUUUAUCCACGCAUCGUUCAUUGUUUUAUCUCUAAUGAAACAUGCUCGUUUGAGAGGCAAGUUCCUUCGUGUCGAGUGAGUUAUCGAUAUCGAUCCUACAAUUUGUUAUCGGAGUGUAUAAUAUCCUUAGCAGCGUACUUACUUUUUAUGUUCGUACUAAACUUAGCGAUCGAUUUUUGCGAUGAAAACGAAAAGCACGUUUUUUGCGUUUAUCUCAGCUUUUUAACCAACCAAUUGUCAAACUGUCAAAAAAUUUUCGCAUAGAGAAACACGCUUGUCACAUACUCUAGUCAUUGUAUGCAAUAUGGAUAAAUGGAUAUUAUUGUCGAUAUCUGUUUAUAAAUUUGUUGACCAAUUCAAAAAUUGGUAAAAAGAAACUACGAGACCAGCAACGUUCUCCGCUCGAAGAUGAUCCAUGAUUUAUAAAAACUUGGAACUUCAAGAGCUAACCAAAGCCAUCCACGAGUUGCGAAAUCUAUAUAGAAUACGUUUUAUAUUUGUAACAAGAAUCAACGAAAAAUAAAGGAAUCGACGGAUUUUUCUCCUAUCUAUUGUCUUAUGAAACAUUUAUUAAUAUCAUUUCACCGUUCUCAUUAUAGAUCGGUAGUCAUGUUUGUACAAGCAAUAUGUUCGUACCAUCACCUGAAUAUUAAUAAAAAGAUUAUCCUUUGUUAA
Apis cerana (Asiatic honeybee) is the source of this 2893-nucleotide messenger RNA. RefSeq names its product alpha-1,6-mannosyl-glycoprotein 2-beta-N-acetylglucosaminyltransferase (gene Mgat2). Gene Ontology annotation, cellular component: Golgi membrane; Golgi stack. Lineage: Eukaryota; Metazoa; Arthropoda; Insecta; Hymenoptera; Apidae. Gene Ontology annotation, biological process: oligosaccharide biosynthetic process; protein N-linked glycosylation. Gene Ontology annotation, molecular function: alpha-1,6-mannosylglycoprotein 2-beta-N-acetylglucosaminyltransferase activity. The record is from RefSeq and is a predicted model, not a curated record.